Messenger RNA from Sycon ciliatum, 5399 nucleotides. RefSeq names its product thyroid receptor-interacting protein 11-like. Gene Ontology annotation, biological process: Golgi organization; endoplasmic reticulum to Golgi vesicle-mediated transport. The record is from RefSeq and is a predicted model, not a curated record. Lineage: Eukaryota; Metazoa; Porifera; Calcarea; Leucosolenida; Sycettidae. Gene Ontology annotation, molecular function: small GTPase binding. Gene Ontology annotation, cellular component: Golgi apparatus. The coding region runs from base 238 to 4761 and encodes 1507 amino acids. The transcript has 29 exons.
UGAACAGAAGCCAUUCGACCAAAAGAAAAGCGAACUGAGUGAUUGCAGGGUAGAUCUACUUAGGAUUGGGCAAUUAUUUGUGAUAAUUAUUCAAGUGUCUGGACCUCAAGGUGGUUUCGACUUGCCUAUCCUCGAGUGAGAUUAGAACGGACGUAAUGUGUGCUAUUGUAGUGUUUUAGUGAGUGCGUGAGCGAAGAUCCACCAAUCAUCUCCGUGCUAGAAUAGCAUUUGUUCGCAAUGAGUAGCUGGCUGUCGUCCAAUCUGUCCUCAAGCUUUUCAGAAUUUACUAGCCAAAUAUCUUCAUUGGCCGGUGAUGUGAUACCAAAUGGUAUUGCACCGCAGAAAGAAGAGGCAGAGCAAACCGACUCUGUCCCGCAAGCCUCAGAAAAUGGUGUGGAUGGGGCAGAAGUGAAGCGCGAUGGUUUCUCUUUACCAGUGGCCGAGGUGGAGAAGCCAGUUGAAACGCCAUCUGGCUUCCAGGAUGUAACGUUUUCACCCAUCAAGGAUGAGUCUCAGCGACGUAGCAUUGAUGAUGCCCUUACCAGCACACCAAACUCGUCCAGAGGCAGUUUCUCAGAGUUUCUUGGCGAGACGGGUAGUUUUGUUGGUGAUGCUGCCAGCUUUGUCGGGGCUGGUGGUGACAGCAGCGCUUUCACUGCUGCUAAGGAGCCAUCGCCGUCAGCUGUGCACUUUGGUCAUGAUCAGAGCGACGGUGCAGCGCUCAAUGGAGCACAGCACGAUACACUGCCCGAAUCCCCCAGCAAUGCUGGUGUUGAGACUCCGAAGGCAACUGUUGAGACAAAGGAAGACGAGCUUGCUCUUCUGCAAACACGGCAUGAAGAGGAGCUCCGUUCUCUUCGCGAGUCUCAUAAGCUCAAGAUACAGGCAUUGCACGAGCACCAGCAGGCGGACAUGGAAGAAAUGGAGCAGCGCAUUGCUGAGCUAGAGUCCCAGCGUCAGCAAUCUAUGGAACAACUUAGUGAGCAGCAGCAGCAGGCGAACGCGGCCAACUCAUCAUCACACUCCAAGUUAGCGACACUGCAGGACUCUGUGGGUGAGCUGACCGAGAAACUCGAGAAGGCAACGAUACAGGUGGACAAGAGCCAAGCCAGUGUGUUGUCGUUGGAGUCAGAGAUCCAGGAGCGAGACAGGCUAAUUGCAUCCUUACAGGAGUCGGCCGCGGCUACAGUUGAGUGCACUGGUUGUGCGGGCUUACGUCGGGACCUCGACGAUGCUCUGCUCCAACGUCAGAAGCUCGAGGAAGCCUCUAAAGCAGAGAAGGUGAGGCUGGAACACGGUGAUGCUGAGCGCAACGAGUCGGAGAUGCGUCAAGCCGCUGCUCUCGCCACGCUGUCCGAGGAGCAUGACAAGCUACUGGCUACAUUAGAAGAGUGCCAGAAGCAGCUCGCGCAGGAAAAGCAGCUCUCUGAAGAGUUUUCGUCAGCAGCAGAGGAGUCUGCAAGGGUGUCGAACUUGUUGGCCUCAGAGCAGGAAAGGAGCUUGGCAUUGGCAAAGGCAUCAGCGGAACACGAAAAGCAUGCCGGGGCAUUGGAUGCUGAGCUGAACACACUGCAGGCAACUCUACAGGAGUUCAAGACACGCGAGAGCACAAUCACACAGGAGAUGGAAGAACUACGAAAAGCAUCAGUUAGUUCAUCGCAUGAGUACUCAAAGCUACAAGACGAGCAUGAGCAACUCAGUGCUGCACAUUCCAGUCUAAAGCAGCAAAUGUCCACAGAGCAGUCAGCAUCUGAAUCCGCUCGCUCUGCGUCUGUUAGUCUGGUACGGUUCGAGGAAGUCAAUGCCAACUUGACGCAAUGUCAGCAGCGCCUUGCGAAGGCUGAUGGUGAACUUGCAGCCAUGAAAGAAAAUCAUGCAGUAGAGAUACAACAGCAGCUGGACACUAUCGCUAGCCUGCAAGCAGAAUCACUGCGGAGCCAGGAAGAGCUUAACAGCCAGUUGUCCUCUGUGCAGGUGAGAAACGCCAGCCUUACCCAGCGAGCAUCUGACAUGGAAUCGGCGCUCGGUGCAAAGAGCGCUGAAGUCGAAACGCUAUGCUUACAACAGGAGACGCUGCGUGCACGCGAAACGAGCCUCUCUGAGCAGCUGGACAGCACCAUGACUGCGACCAAGGAAAUGUCUGAGAAGCAUGCCAGGCUGGUUGCUGAUCAUGAGGAGCUUGCUCUCACACACUCCACGUUGCAGCAGGAGGUCUUGUCUGACCGAAAUACUUUAGAGGUGCUGAGACAGUCCUCAGUGGACACGACUGUUCUGACACAAGUUCAAGCUGAGCUAGCUCACUGCAAGCAGCAGCUCGUGGACACUCAACAGGAGUUGGAAUCGGCGCAAACGUUUCGGGAUUCAAAGGAACAGUGUGGCGUGCUAGAAGAAAGAGUGAGGGAUUUACAGUCGCAACUGGCUACAAAGGACACUGACCUUAGUGGCAUGCAGUCUCAAGUUGAUCAGUGCAAGACGCAGGAGUCCCACUACGUACAGCAGUUGGAAGUCUGUAGGACAGCAGCUCAGCACGCAGAAGAAGAGCACUCCAAGCUGCUUGCAGAUCAUCAGCAGCUGUCUACAUCCUAUUCACAGCUGCAAAAUGACCUCUCUGCCGAGCGGAGUGCUGCAGAGUCUGCCAGGAGUACCCUGGUGAGUUGCAGUGAGCUGGAAGCCGUUCAACAUCAAGCAGCACUGUAUCAGCAGCAGCUUGCUCAAAGCCUGGAUGAGCUGGCAACUUUGAAGGAAACCUCCUCUCUGCAGAUCAAGCAGCAUGAACAUGCUAUGGCCAACGAACGGGCCCGAUCCCAGACAGCUGAGGCUGAGUUCAACAGUAAAUUGUCUGCAGCAUUGGAGAAGAGUAAUCGCCUAGAGCAAACAGUACAGGAUGUUGAACACCGAAUCAGCUCGAAAGACGACCAGUUGCAGGCUCUGCAACUCACCCUGGAUCAAUAUAGCACACAGCAAUCGCAACUAGUCCAGGAGAGGGAGCAGCAUGCACACACUGCCCAACAGGCACUGGAAAAGCAUGCCAAGCUGACUGAGGAGCACAAACAACUUCGCUCUGCACAUGCAGCUGCACAAGAUGCGCUAGCUCAGGAGCGAAGCACGGCGGAGACCGUUCGAUCCUCAUCAGUCGACCUUGGUAUGUUUGAAGACGUUCAGUCCAACGUCAAGCACUACCAGGAGCUACUUGCGCAGACUGAGAAGCAGCUAGCAACACUUAAGGAGUCUCAUCAGCGUGUGGUUGAAUCACAUUCACAAACCAUAGCCGAAGAGCGUGCUCAGCAGGAGAAGAGCCGUGAAGAGUUCAGCACCCAGCUAUCUAGUGCACAGAACCAGACUGAGCGAGUUGCAGUGGAGCGAGAUGAUCUGCAAGCUCAGCUGACCAAGGCCAACGAGAUGUACUCUCAGCUCAGGGACGGCAGCAUGACGCCUGAAGAGCAGGAGAGACAGCAGCGCGAGUCCGAUCGCCUCCGCCAGCAUCUACUGAUGGUGGAAGAGCAGCACACACAAGAUCUUCUUGAUGCAGAGAAAGUCCAGGAGGAUCUCCGCGAGGAGCUACGGGCCGCUCAACAAGCCACCGACACUCGAGCGCUGUCUGCAGAAAGUGAUAUAUCACAAUGUCACCAGGACAUACAACUUCUCGAGCAGAAAGUCAGUAGGCUAUCUGAAGAACGCAAUCUGGCCAUGCAACAGGCCAUGGACGCUGAAACUACGGCAGAGUCCUCCAGUUCUUCUUUGGCACGUCUCCAGCUGGUUCUGGAGCAGUUCCAGAAAGAGCGAGAUGAACAUGUUGCCAGUGCGCUUGAGCCUCUUGAGGCAAAGUUGCAGAGUUGUCAUGAUGAAAUUGAUGACUACAAGUCUCAACUGGCUCAGCUACAGGUCCGACUGGAUGAGAUGUCGGCUCUCCGUACUCGCUUACACACAACUGCUGAUAGUUUGGCUGCAAAACGGUCGGAGCUUGAAGGCGUACGAAUAACAUUACAAGACAGUCAAACUGCGCUGGAUGUCAGUCAAGAGAAGCUUCACAGACUUGCGGCAGCAGCAGAGGGCAAAGUAGACAUCAACCUUGUACGCAACCUGCUGCUUACAUACCUGACGGCAUCUGCAGAGAAGCGACAUGAGGUCCUGCGCCCAGUCGCCAGUAUUCUCGGUUUCUCAGGCAACGAGAUGGCAAAGGUAGCGAAGCAGCAGAGCUCUUGGCUGGGAUCUUGGUUACGUGCGGAUGGCAAACCAUCAGGCACAGCUGUACCAUCUGAUAAAACUUUCACGGAGCUUUUUGUUGAGUUCCUGGAGGCUGAAUCGACUCCGGCUGCCAAUGCCGUAGCUCCUCACGAGAUCUCAGCAGCCGCCAUCAAGGAUGGCCACAUCAGCACAUCUCGCUUGCCUGCGUCUGCAUUUGCGAACAGUUCUCUGCCGCUGUCGUCUGAUCGCACUGAUCAGCAGUCUUCCUUACAUCUGUCACUCACUAAUGCCGCCACUCCACCUGCUGAGUCGCCAUCAAUGACUUCAGCAGCUGCUGCUGCUGCUGUCACUCAGCACACUACUCAAAUGCCCAUUGCCUCAGCACCAGCAGUGCCACCUCUUCCCAUUGACUCUCAAGUUCAAGCUCCAGAGAGCAGCACUACAACCAGCACAGCAGCUCCUGCAGCAGCUGACAGCAGUGUGAAUUUAGCAAAGCCCCCGAUCGCUGGCACACCAAGCACAACACCGACUAGCCAAACAGACGCCCUGCGUACCAUUCUUAAUCCUAGCCCAUAGGCACCUCGCCUCACCUGCUCAGCAAACCGUGCAAAAACAUCAGGUGUUGUAAUUUUUGCUUGCACGAAGUGACUUCCUUUGUGCUGGUCACGCAGGCAUGCUGAUAUCAUGAGUUAUCCACUAGGACAUGCUGAAGUACUUGACUUGCAGUCAUCUGCAUCGUGAGGUGAGAAUGCACUGAAGUAUUCCAGCAUCCAGUACGCUACCAGGUAGUCAGGAGCACUGUUUCCCAUACAGUGCGUCCUCGCCUUGUUCACGCUGUCACCGUGAAAACAUGUGUUUGCUACAUGUAGGGCAGUGGUUUUUUUUAAUAAUUAUUAUUUGCCUAUCCCAGGCACACAAUCAUGUUUGUUCCAGCAAGAUUUUUUGAGAAAGCUUAUCUAUUUCCUAUUAAUAUUUGCGAUUAUACGUACUUGUGAACUUGAGCUACUGCGCGGGCUGUAAGUUGCUGUUAACCUCAUCAGUCUACACUAGUAGAAAAAAGCAUUGUCUGAACCUUUCUUUUUUUUGUUUUGCAAUGAUUGUAGUGUUUUGUACAUUUUUUUUUCUUGUGCAGUUCAAGAAGUAGCUUUGCUAUUGGCCUGGUGCCAUAUUGUCAUCAUGUUGUAUCACUGUCACUAUCUCUAGCCCACGCUUCC